AUCGCCCCCACGAACGGGCGAUCUGACCUCUCGCUGUGUGAAAGCGAUAAUCAUGUUUACGGUUGUUUCUUAGCCAGCACAUAAAUAUAGCCGAAUGGAGAUCAAUCUCUGCCAGAUUGAAUGUGGACCGCGUUCGACAUCCGCAGUGCGAAACGAUGCCCAUCAGUGGGCUACUGAUCGUCGCCCUUUUCCUGCUAACGAUCCUGUACAUCACGCGAAAAGUGCUCCGGAACCGCCAUCAUGCGACGGUCCUCCUAAAGCAGCUACCACACUUCCGCCCGCUCCCAUCCGUCCCUCUGCUGGGGAGUGCGCACCUCUUCCUGGACACUACACCCGAUGGCGUGCUGCGUACGAUGGUCACCUGCCACCGACGGUACGGGAAGAAUUUCGUACUGCAGGAGCUUUGCAACGAGUUCAAGCUAGUGUCGAGUGAUCCUCGCGUCAUGGAGCAGGUGAUGCAGGCGAAAACGAUCGUCAAGCCUAACUUUUAUCGCUUUCUGCAACCGUGGAUUGGAGUGAGCAGCGUGGUAGCGAAUGGCACCCACUGGAUCAACCGUCGGAAGGUGAUCAAUCCGGGCUUCCACUUACGGAUGCUGCAAGAUUUCCUCGGUACGAUGCAAACGCAGGCGGACAUAUUGGUGACGAAGUUGGCACCGCUAGCCAACGGAACUGUGGACCUUGAUGUGUACGGUCCGUUGCGGCACUGCGCGAUGGACAUUAUCUGUGAGACGGCGAUGGGCGUUCGGUUCGAGUGUCAAUCCAAUCCUAAGGUGCUGUUUGUUGAAGCAACGGAACAAUUAAUCGACUUGAUUUACAGACGGAUAUUCAACCCACUGCUCGCGAACGAUACGCUGUACCGCUUCACCAGCGCUAGACGACGGGAACGGGCGGCUCUUCAGAUCAUGCACCAGUUUACGAGUUCGGUGAUUCGUGAGCGCUUGAAGCGUCCCAUCAGGACAGCGCGCGAUGAAGAGAAUCGUACGUGUAAGAUGACAUUUUUGGAUCUGCUGCUAGAAACGCGCCACGAUGCUGACGGCGAACCGCUAUCCGAUGACGAGAUUCGUGGGGAGGUCGAUACGUUCAUGUUUGCCGGACAUGAAACGAUUGCGUCCUGCAUCAGCUUCGCCCUGUACUUCCUUUCUCGCAAUGCGCAUGUUCAGGAUCGGCUGUACGAUGAAAUAGUGACCGUGUACGGAUCACAUACAGCCCGAUCGACUGAGCAGAUGACGUACGCUUCGCUACAGGAUCUCACAUACACGGAGCUGGUCAUCAAGGAAACGCUACGGUUAUGUCCUUCCGUACCGAUGCUAGGAAGACUGUCGGCCGGGGAUAUGGUAAUCGAUGGUGUCACGAUACCGGCCGGCAUGGAAGUGAUGCUUAACAUCUACGUGAUGCAGAACGAUCCAGACAACUACCCGGACGCGGAUCAGUUCCGGCCGGAACGGUUUGCGGACGAGCCACAACCCUUCACCUAUCUGCCCUUCAGCACGGGGGUAAGAGCUUGCAUUGGACAACGGUUUGCGAUGAUGGAGAUGAAAACGUUGCUGGUGAAGCUGUUGGCCCGCUAUCGGCUGUUGCCGUGCGAGGAGACGAACGCGCUGCAGGUGAAGGCUGACCUAACCCUCAAACCGUUCCGUGGGGCAUUUAUCAAACUAGUGGAAAGGACAUAAGAUACCAUACUGCUUUGCAAGAAAUAUACGUUAUUCCUUGCUCAAUAUUCUACAGCAAGGUCACUCACUCCAGCCGUCAAAAUCAACCCGCAGAUGAGUUUAUGCUCCAUCAUAAUUAUGAAUCGUUGCUGCACUUUCGGAACCAUAAAACUCAGCACUCAGACUCAACGGACAGCCAUUGUGGUCGGCCAUUCUCUCUGGUUGUCUGGUCUUGGUGGCGUCAGUGCCACAAUUGUCCACCGACAUACACAGUCGGUUGUAAUCAAAUGCAAACAUCCGAGCAUACGGACGAGCUUCGGCUCCCCACACGUGCUUGCUCGAAGCCCUCGUCAUCCGGUGUCCGGUCGAAAAAUGUCCAAAAGGGGCAUCGUCAUUUUGGAGGGUGUGAUGGGGUCAUUUGUUAAAUUGAUAUCUUGCAGACUUUUUAUGAACUAUCGUGGCGUGGCCCCCGGCCUCUCCUACUCGUUUUCAUCGCUUUUCCCCCAAUUCUGUAUGUAUGGAGUAUGGAAGCUUCUUUUUGCGUGCGUGCUGGUGCAAUUUCCGGUAACCUGCCUGAUGUGGGCAAAGGGAAGGAAGCUGUGGUGACAAAAAUAAUGAACUGGGCAUAAAAAUGUUGAUUGCGUGCACAAUAUUUCUUUCUGUUCGUUUUUCUUUGUGUGAAGAUGGCUGCUCAAAUCAUCAAUAUGAGGACAACGGGCGUAUGUUGUAUGGUAAUUUUAGUUUGUCAUUGCAGCUUUACAUGAAACACGUGCUCCGUAGAUUCCUCUUUGAUGGAUUUGGUUGAAAAUGGGGAAAUAUAAAUAUGAGCGACAUGUCGCAUUUUUUCACAUCGAUUGCUCGGAAAAAAAAAUCGGUCCCCUUUGAAAGAUUGAAGCCACAGAGCGCCAAAUUUCCACGCAUACCACUCAAGCCCAUCACGGAGUAUCGUGUUACAUCCAAUUUAUUUUUCCCGCGCAUUUCUCCGACCCCCACACACUUGGUGGCUGUGUCCUCCGUGUCCUUCCCGCUUCGAUCUACGCCUAACGAUGCAAUAUCCUUGACACACA
Anopheles stephensi (Asian malaria mosquito) is the source of this 2716-nucleotide messenger RNA. RefSeq names its product cytochrome P450 4d2-like. Gene Ontology annotation, molecular function: heme binding; monooxygenase activity; oxidoreductase activity, acting on paired donors, with incorporation or reduction of molecular oxygen. The transcript has 2 exons. Bases 156 to 1670 code for a protein of 504 amino acids. Lineage: Eukaryota; Metazoa; Arthropoda; Insecta; Diptera; Culicidae. The record is from RefSeq and is a predicted model, not a curated record.